Messenger RNA from Phoenix dactylifera (date palm), 3884 nucleotides. RefSeq lists its product as uncharacterized. Gene Ontology annotation, biological process: protein phosphorylation. The record is from RefSeq and is a predicted model, not a curated record. Lineage: Eukaryota; Viridiplantae; Streptophyta; Magnoliopsida; Arecales; Arecaceae. Gene Ontology annotation, molecular function: ATP binding; protein kinase activity; receptor serine/threonine kinase binding.
UGUUGGGGAUACAAUAACCUAUGAACUUUUCAUAAAACACUGAAGCCCACCGGAACUUCUGUUUUCCCUGUUAACAAAAUUUAAAACCACCUCUCCCUCUUACUCUCUCCCUCUUUCUCACCUCCUCUAUUUCUUCGCUAAUGAAGCCCAAAACAGCUCCAAUCAAGCCAGCGAGCAGAACCCAUUCCAAACUCUCCCCACUGAAACCAGAGAGCAGAGCAAAAGGAGAAAGAAAGAAAGAGACACUGCUCUUCUUGAAAGCAAAAGAGAGGUAGGUCCUAUCUCCUUCCCGUUCCUUCCAUGUGAAGUCUCUCCAUCAAAGAUGCCUCUGUUUCCAUUUGAAGCUUCUCAGAUUCCUUUAGCUUUUUCUCCUUUGUUCAGCCCCUAAACCUCCAUUUCUCCCCUCUCUCCCCUGUACCCAAAUCCCAAAAACCCAUGCUGCGCUGAGAAAAGUUCACCAUAACCCCAAACCAAAUGGCCCCUCUUCUUCUCCUCUCACUGUUCUCCCUUCUAAGCUCUUGUACUGCUCUCCACGAUGAUGCCACAGUCUUGGCUUCUCUUCGAAACAGCUUCCAUUCCACCAGCCCGGAGUUAGACAGUUGGAACACUUCCAACCUUGGCUCGGCCUGCUCGUGGUUCGGAGUGCGGUGCGAGCGAGACAGAAUCGUGGCCAUCGAUCUCUCCAACCUGAACAUCUCGGGCUCCAUUUCGCUCGAAAUCUCCGGCCUCGCAUCGCUCGUCAACCUCUCCCUCGCCGGCAAUGAACUCGAGGGGGAUAUCAAAGUUUCAAAUUUGCCGAGCCUUCGCCACCUUAACAUCUCUAUCAACCAGUUCAGUGGCGGACUGCACUGGGAUUACUCGAGCCUGCCGAGCUUGGAGGUGUUCGACGCCUACAACAACAACUUCACUGCACCACUACCCCCCGGCGUCGCAGACUCGAAGAGAAUCAAGUAUCUGGACCUCGGCGGCAACUUCUUCUACGGAAGCAUCCCGGCAAGCUAUGGGAGCUUGGUCGAACUGGAGUACCUCUCGCUCAACGGCAAUGACCUCAGAGGGAGAAUUCCAUGCGAGCUCGGCAACCUCACGAACUUGAAGCAGCUCUACCUGGGCUUCGACAACGAGUUCGAGGGUGGCAUUCCGGCCGAGCUUGGGAAGCUGAUCAAUCUAGUCCAUCUAGAGCUCUCGAGCUGCGGCCUCGAUGGCGAAAUCCCGCAUCAACUUGGCAAUCUAGUCUCCCUUCACACUCUAUUCAUCCACACCAACUUCUUGUCCGGGCCGGUGCCAUCGUCGCUCGGGAACCUCACGAGGCUCGUCCAUCUCGACCUCUCCAACAAUGCGCUCACCGGCGAGAUACCCCACAAGCUCGCCGCCCUCGGUGGACUGAGCCUUCUGAACCUGUUCAUGAACAGACUGCACGGAUCGAUACCGGAGUUCGUUGCGGAGCUGCCGGCUUUGCACACUCUCCAGCUCUUCAUGAACAACCUCACCGGCGGUAUCCCACGGAGGCUCGGCUCUAAUGGCCGGAUUCGGGUGCUCGACCUUUCGUCGAACAAGCUCACCGGUACCGUUCCUGAUAACCUCUGCCCCUCGAACCAGCUCAAAGUCCUCAUCCUGCUGAAAAAUUUCUUGUUUGGUCCGAUCCCAGAGAGCUUGGGCAGGUGUCUGAGCCUGACCAGAGUGAGACUGGGGCAGAAUUAUCUCAAUGGCACCAUUCCUCCGGGCUUCCUUUACUUGCCCCUGCUCAACCUACUAGAUCUCCAAGACAACUACCUCUCUGGUCCAAUCUCAGAGAAUUCCAAUUCUAGCCAUGGCUCGACACAAUUAACCCAGCUCAAUCUAUCAAACAACUUGCUCUCCGGACCUAUCCCACACUCCUUUUCAAACAUCUCUUCCCUCCAAGAACUGCAGCUAAACGGCAACCGAUUCAACGGCCCGAUCUCCGGCACAAUUGGUGAACUCCGGCGGGUUGUCAUGCUUGAUCUCAGCCAUAAUGCUCUGUCCGGAAAUAUCCCACCGGAGAUCGGCAAUUGUGCUCAAUUAACCUAUCUGGACCUUAGCCAAAACAACCUCUCCGGUCCGAUUCCACCGGAGAUCGCCGAAAUUGGGAUACUGAGCUACAUGAACCUAUCGAGGAACCACCUCGACGGCAUGAUACCGAGGUCGAUGAGCGCGAUGAGGAGCCUCACGGCGGUGGAUUUCUCCUUCAACAACUUGUCCGGUAGGCUUCCGGACUCUGGUCAGCUGGCCUACUUCAAUGCUUCAUUCUUUGCAGGCAACCCUUGGCUCUGUGGGUCGGUCCUCAACAAUCCGUGCAACUACAUGGCCAGCCCGGUCCAGUCCCGUCGCGGGCCGGGGCAUUUCAAACUAGUUCUUGUACUGGGCCUCCUAUUGUGCUCGGUGGUCUUCGCGGCGGCCGCCAUCAUGCGGGCGAGGUCAUGCCGUCGCACAUUCGACGGAGACACGUGGCGGCUGACUGCGUUCGGGCGGGUAGAUUUCGGCGUGUCGGACGUUAUGGAGAGCAUGAAGGACGCGAACGUGAUCGGGCGCGGCGGGGCGGGUGUGGUGUACCUCGGGCACACCAGCGCCGGCGAACAGAUCGCCGUUAAGAGACUGAUGAGGCUCGGAUCCAACGGCCAUGAUCGCGGGUUUCGAGCUGAGAUCCGGACCCUGGGGUGCAUCAGGCAUCGGAACAUCGUACGGCUGCUUGCCUUCUGCUCCAACAGGGACACCAACGUUCUGGUGUACGAGCACAUGAGCAAUGGGAGCUUGGGGGAGGUGUUACACGGGAAGCGAGGGGGGUCCUUGGGGUGGGAUCGCAGGUACAGGAUAGCGGUGGAGGCAGCCAGGGGUCUAUGCUAUCUGCACCAUGAUUGCAGCCCCAUGAUAGUACACCGGGACGUAAAGAGCAACAACAUCUUGCUGGGCGCUAACUUUGAGGCACACGUCGCGGAUUUUGGACUCGCCAAGUUCUUGCACGAUGGGGGUGCCUCCGAGUGCAUGUCCGCCAUCGCUGGAUCCUACGGCUAUAUUGCCCCUGAAUAUGCUUAUACUCUUAAGGUGGAUGAGAAAAGUGAUGUGUAUAGCUUUGGAGUGGUUCUUUUGGAGCUCAUUACUGGACGACGCCCGGUUGGAGAAUUUGGUGAUGGGGUGGAUAUAGUGCAUUGGGCCAAGAAGAUCACUAAUUGCAACAAAAAUAAUGCUUCUCAGAUUGUGGAUUCAAGAUUGGGCGCAGUGCCUAUAAACGAGGUGAUGCAUGUUUUCUUUAUCGCAAUGCUAUGCACCCACGAAAACAGUAUUGAGAGGCCAACGAUGAGAGAAGUGGUCCAAAUGCUCUCCGAAUUUUCUCAUCAUGCUUCAGAAGACCAGUCUCCUUCUUCCUCGGCUCCUAGAAAAGAGGACAGCCUCGACAAGGAGACCAACUGUUAUAAGCUCUUUCCAGAUCUCCUAAUCUAAUGAUUAUAGAUUGUGAGUGUGGAAAUUUUUUUAAGUAAUGAUUCUCAAGUGGGAUUUUAUAAUGCAUCCUUGCAGCUUGCAUGGGUGUCCUUCCCUUUAUUUUCCUAAGGAUUGGAUGGAAGUUGUUGGGGAAGGAAGAAGGGUUGGAGUAAGAUGGAUCUCUUUUUUCUUUCCUAUGUGGAAAGGUGUAUAGGGUACCAUUAGCAUGGCUAACAUUGCCAUGCGGCUCUACGUGUGGUCCAUGUACAAUGGUUCUCCAUCAUAGCAUUUUGCUUUUGAAAGCAUAUCCCUCCAACUCUUGGUGAUGUCCUUUGAGAGUUCAUGCUGGGGAACUCAUGGAGUGUUGGUGUAACUUUUUUACAUGCUACUUGUCCUGUCAUCAUUUGGAUAAAGUGCUAAUUAUGCUCUUUUGAUAUAUUUUAUUUCUUGAA